Molecule: messenger RNA, 675 nt
Organism: Heterostelium album PN500
Lineage: Eukaryota; Evosea; Eumycetozoa; Acytosteliales; Acytosteliaceae
Product: class I SAM-dependent methyltransferase
Exons: 4
Coding region: 1-675 (224 amino acids)
Molecular function (GO): S-adenosylmethionine-dependent methyltransferase activity
Source: RefSeq, a predicted model, not a curated record
AUGACUAAAUACGGUGAAAAAACAUAUUGGGAUUCUCGUUAUAAAAAUAAUACUGAUUCGUUUGAUUGGUACCAAGACUAUAAUGGUCUGAGAGAUACAUUCAGUAGUAAUAUAAACAAAGAUGGUAAGAUAUUGAUGGUAGGUUGUGGUAAUUCAUUGCUAUCAGAGGAAAUGAAUAAAGAUGGCUAUAAAAUGAUUGUAAAUAUAGAUAUAUCGACUGUUAUUAUCGAUCAACUCAGAGAGAAAUAUAAGAAUUGUAAAGGUUUAGAGUAUAUGGCUGCCAACAUCAUGGAGACCCCGUUUAAAGAUGACUUUUUCGAUUUCAUUAUUGACAAAGGUACUUUCGAUGCUAUAAUGUGUGGAGAUAAUUUACAUAGCAAUGCCUUGCAAAUGUGCGAGGAAAUAUAUCGAAUAUUGAAGCCACUGGGCAAGUUCAUUUUAAUCUCUUAUGGCGAACCAGACGACCGCCUGUUUUAUUUGGAGCAAGAGGAAACAGAAUGGAAUAUAGAGGUACUAGAGAUACCGAAACCAACAACAUCCCAGCAAAAAGGUGUUCACUAUGUUUAUAUCAUGACAAAGCAAGAGUAUCAAGAUGAUGAUGAUGAUGAUGAUAAUGAAGAUGAAGAAGAUGAUGAUGAUAAUAGCGAAUCAGACACUACAGAGGAUAACAAUUAG